CUGAGAAAAAAUGUGUAAAAAAUUCUAAAUCUGAAAAACUGUUAACUACGUUAGAACAUAAAACUGAGUAUGUAUGUCAUUUUGUUAAUUUAAAACAGGCUAUUCAACACGGACUUGUAUUGAAAAAAGUUCAUAGAGUCUUAAGUUUCAAUCAAGAUACAUGGUUAAAGCCUUACAUUGUAUUUAACACGCAGAAACGUAAAGAAGCUAAAAACAAUUUUGAGAAAGACUUUUACAAACUUCUUAACAAUUCCAUGUUUGGGAAAUCAAUCGAAAAUGUAAGGAAAAGACCUAACAUUGAAUUAGUAAAUAACGAAAAAAGAUUAAACAAACUCAUUUCAAAACCUAAUUUUCUAAAUAGAAUUGUUUAUAAGGAAAAUUUAUGUGCUGUAGAGCUAUCUAGAACAAGCGUAACAAGCGUGUUUUUUAAUAAACCAAUUUAUAUUGGUUUUACAGUAUUAGAGUUAAGCAAGUUUCACAUGUACAAAUUUUACUACAAUGUUCUUAAAGAGUACUACAACGAAAAGCAAAUAAAUUUAUUAUACAUAGAUACUGAUUCAUUUUUCCUAGAAAUAUUUACUGAUGAUGUCUAUUCCGAUUUCAAUGAUCCUAAACUUAAACAGUACUUUGAUAUGUCUGAUUAUCCUCAGAAUCAUAAGUGUUAUUCACUAGACAAUAAGAAGAAACUUGGUUGUUUUAAAGAUGAGAUAUGUAGCGUUGUUGUAACAGAUUUUAUUGGAUUGAGACCUAAACUGUACACAUUUCGAAACUGUAAACGAUGA
Messenger RNA from Homalodisca vitripennis (glassy-winged sharpshooter), 782 nucleotides. RefSeq lists its product as uncharacterized. Gene Ontology annotation, molecular function: nucleotide binding; nucleic acid binding. NCBI's taxonomy places the organism in Eukaryota, Metazoa, Arthropoda, Insecta, Hemiptera, Cicadellidae. The transcript has 2 exons. The coding region runs from base 255 to 782 and encodes 175 amino acids. The record is from RefSeq and is a predicted model, not a curated record.